AUGGCUUCUAGCAACACGCAAACCAUCGCCUUCUUCGGCGCUACCGGCGACUGUGCAGGCUACUGCCUCGCCGCGGCCUUGAAAGCUGGCUACGACUGUAUCGCGCUCGCCAGGACUCCGGCCAAGCUUAUAGCAUCGCAGAAUGCUAAAGGCGUCUCCCCACAGGCAUUGGACUCCCAUCUCACCAUCAUAGAGGGCAACGUAAAGGAUGUCGCAGCGGUCAAGCGUACUCUGGUGUGCAACGACAAAAUGGUAGACCAUAUCGUCAGCGGAAUCGGCGGCACACCAGCAUUACAAUGGAGUUAUCGGCGACCUGUCACCUUGACCGACACCACAAUCUGCCAGGAUGCUGGGCGCGUGAUCCUGCAAGGCGCAACAGAAGUCUCCCGCGAGACGAAGGCAUUGAAAAAGCCCGGCUUCAUCAAUAUCUCAACUACCGGGAUCUCGCCACCGGAAGUACCGCGAGACAUUCCCUUCUUGUACAUCCCAUUCUACCGCUGGGCACUCCACGUGCCACAUGUGGACAAGGCCGUACUGGAGGAACAACUACGCGAAUACGUGCAACUGCCGGAGAAUGAGAAAGGGCUCAGCGGAUUUGUCAACGUCAAGCCCUCGCUUCUUAUGGAUGGGCAGGGCAGAGGUCUUCAGGCGAUCCGAGCCGGACCAGAUGAGAAGCCUGCCGUAGGCUAUACAAUCCAGAGGAAGGAUGUGGGAGAUUUCAUGUUCGAGAGAUUGGUGAAGGGAGAAGUGCCGUCAGAGUGGCGGAAUAAGAGCGUGAGCAUCGCGUAUUAG
This is a messenger RNA of Lecanosticta acicola, 792 nucleotides long. The record is from the annotation of a GenBank genome assembly. Lineage: Eukaryota; Fungi; Ascomycota; Dothideomycetes; Mycosphaerellales; Mycosphaerellaceae.